CCUAUAGUUGCUCACUGAACGCUGCUGCUACUACUUUAUUUCUUACCUACUUUAUUUACUCUCUCUCUGCCAGAUAUUUAACUACGGAUGGCAAUUCUUCCAUACGAAAAUCAUGUUCAUUUCGCCACUCUUUCCGAUAUUUGGGUUCGAUCUGGAUAAAAACAAUAGUUUUCUCAAACGAUUUUCCUCAUAAAAAAACUAUUUUGGAGUAUAUGCAGAAAUUUCCAGAAUGCAUGAUCAAAAAAAACUUGCGCCUUAAUGGGCAUUUGAAAGAUCUCGGUGCGACUUCCAUGAACCAUGUUCAAAGUUCAACUAAUAGUUUUAAGUCUUUAUCCUAACCUCUUGUGCUUCGACAAUAAGUUACAUGUGCGAGUAACUUAACUUUCUUGCACGAAGGGUUUAAGGUUCACCACUCAACAUGGCAGGAACACGUUGGUGUUGAAACACACUGCGGCAACAGAGUUAGACUAAUCUUAGAUUGAGACUUUAUGUACCUUCCAAUCAGUUGAAAUAGAGCAAUAUUAUUUAUCAGAACAGGCCAAUAAUCAUUGAAUACAGUCUUGCCUUUUCUUAGUUCUGGGACGUUGUGCAAGGUUGAAGAAACACUGUCAUGACCUGGACACCGUUAUACUUACUAGAGUGCCAGCUCAGAGCUGUUGGUCAGCUCCGUGUUAGCCUUCAUCGGAAAAUGUGCAACAGGCAAGCUCAGGUUCGGUGGAGGAGCGCCGGUCGUCCUGCACCCCUGUUGACAGCCAGGCCCACACGAGCCCUCGUAGACGAGCCCAUCAGCAUAGAGGCACAUCACCUGCCUUCCCACACACCCAUCACAGUCCGGGCAAACCUGACCAGUGAGGAUGGAGACCUGUGGGAAGCACUGUCUCACUACUACACAGAUGCAAAGGGUGCUGUCAACUUGAUGCGGGAUCCAUCGAUGGGUGGUUCCUAUGUGGGCUGUGAACCGAUGGGGCUGUUCUGGGCUUUACAACCCGUACCUGGAAGUAGAGAGGGACUCAGGCUGCGAAAGAGAGAUGUUGAGACUCCAUAUGCAGUGCAUCUGUCUCUGCUAGAGGGUCAUGUGAACCCAGAGGACACCAGAGGUAAAGGAUCAGAAGAGGGACAGGAGUUGGCAAAAACGGUGGUGGAUAGGUGGUACAUGGCACCAGGGGUCCGCCGGAUUGAGGUGCGGCAGAAUGGUGUGGUAGGCUCCAUGUUUCUCCCGCCAGGACCAGGCCCAUUCCCUGCUGUUCUGGACCUCUGGGGGAUGGGAGGGGGGCUGGUAGAGUACCGUUCUGCGCUGUUGGCAUCGCACGGGAUGGCUAGUCUUGCCUUGGCUUACUUUGGCCACAAAGACAUCCCUGGUCCACUGAACCGCAUCAAUGUGGGAGAUUCUUACUUCCGGGCUGCCUUCCAGCUCCUGCAGAAGCACCCACAGGUGUGUGAGGAGAGAAUAGGAGUAAUGGGCCUCUCGUUUGGGGUGUAUCUGUCCCUGUGGAUAGCCUCUCAGCUCUCUGUCAAGCCUAGAUGUGUGGUCGGCAUAAAUGGACCUUUGGGCAGUUUCAACACAUUUUCUAGUGAAGAUGGACAGCAAGAAAGCUUUGAAGAAAAUCAGAGGCACUGGAGUUAUGAUGAACAGGGUUACGUCAGUUUCAGAGAAGUAUCCUUGCCAAGUAACAUUCCAUCAGAAAAUUAUGCGAAGGUUGAAGACAUGUGCUGCCCCCUGCUGUACAUAGUUGGAAAGGACGACCUGAGCUGUGCUUCUCUGGAGAAUGCAGAUGAGAUUGAGAAGAGACUGCACGCAGCAGGUAAAUCUCAUCUGUUCACUCGUCUGUCCUACCCAGGUGCUGGCCACCUGAUCGAGCCCCCUUACGCCCCCAAUGCACGGGUGUCGCUGUGGACAACACGACCCGCAAAACUGAUGACACUGUGGGGUGGACACCUUGCAGCACAUGCUGCAGCGCAGGAGGAUUCAUGGCAAAGGAUUCUGGGAUUUCUGGAAUGUCAUCUGCGAGGGGAGAAGUAACUGACAAGUUUUAAGUCUGACAUUCAAUUGCUGUGUGGAUAUUGUAUUUAUAUAUGAAAAACACAUAAUAAUAAUAGUAAUAAUGUAAUCCUAAUGUGGCAUGGUAAGACUAUGGGACUGUCAUUAUAUGUUUCCAUUGGUGGUGCCUUAUAUGGUACUUGGGACACCAAAGACUACUUUUAAGAAUGAUUGAAUCCCACAUGCUGUUCCUCCAAUUUCCCUUGUCUGUACUUUUAAAGAUUUGCACAUUGAUGCUUGCCAUCAUGCUUGCAAACCAAUUAUGUCAAGGUAUGCUGUGUCUGUUUACCUAAACUGUCAGGAAACUGUAGAAAAUGACUCGUCGUCCUCAGCUUUCUGUGAUAAGGACACACAAGAAAAUUGUAUGUCUGAUCACACAAGUUUUUAUUUGCAAAAAAUAAAAGUUAUGGACUAAUUUGCAAAAACAAAUGUGAAGCCGCUGAACUGUCAGGUCUGCAUCCUUAAGAGCUGGUUCUCUGAUUGGCUGUGAUCAACAAGGGAAAAUGCAGGCAGUCGUACUCGCCUUAAAAAAAUGUCUCAUCUCGCAGUUGAUGACGUCUGACAUGUUGUUCUGCACAGGGAAUGUGUUGUUCAUUUAAAAUCAUUUUCAUGAAUGCAAAUACAUGCAGGCCUGUCUGACACCACAGUGUCUCAUAUUUCACAGGUACAUGUGUCCCUUCCUCAUCACGUCAAAGAGGCCAACCGGUCUUUCACCUGAUCUAUCAGGUCUCUCAUGAUGCAUUCAUUUCACAACUAAGUAUAUUUGACAGGAAACAUUUUUUAAUACAGAAGUUUGAAUUGUAGCAAAUGGAUUAUUGCUCUUUGUUGAAGGUUUGAAUAGUAUUGUAUAGAAUAUGUAGUUAAAACAUUAACUGUACUUAAAAAUCCAUUUGCAUUCCAAAAAAGA
Clupea harengus (Atlantic herring) is the source of this 2945-nucleotide messenger RNA. RefSeq names its product peroxisomal succinyl-coenzyme A thioesterase-like. Gene Ontology annotation, biological process: fatty acid metabolic process; acyl-CoA metabolic process. Gene Ontology annotation, molecular function: fatty acyl-CoA hydrolase activity. The record is from RefSeq and is a predicted model, not a curated record. NCBI's taxonomy places the organism in Eukaryota, Metazoa, Chordata, Actinopteri, Clupeiformes, Clupeidae.